ACAGGAAGCAGCUCGGUGGCUAACUUCCGGUUAGCCUCCUGCUAGCAGCUGUGCUGUGUCCGGGUUCUGCUGCGGUUCUGUUGCGGUUCUGCGCAGCAACAAUGUGUUCCGUUGAGCCUCUGAGGGAGUUUAUCAGAGAGAGACUAACUGCUGCUGCUGAAGAAAUCUUCACCCAGCUGGAAAAAACCAUCGUCCGGUACGAGGAGGAGAUCGACCGGCAGCGGAGGCUGCUGGACCUCAGCUGGACCCGAACCGAGCAGAACCCCGCAGACGUCCAGCGGCGUCUUCUGAGCAGGAAGCAGCAGGUUCUGAUGGCGCCGCUGCUCUCCAACCACGAGACGCUUUCUGGACCGGCGGAACCAGAACCAGAAACUGUGGACCGGGACCCAGAGUGUGUGCGGGUGAAAGAGGAGCCGGACGAUGAGAUCGCGGGUCGAGAUGAAGAGCAGCUCCGUCUCAAGCAGGAGGCCGAUUCCUUCACGGUGAGUCCAGCUGAAGAGGAUGGAGAGGACAGCAACCUGGACCCGGUCCCAUCAGAACCGGGCCCAUCAGAACCGGGCGCCGGAGCCCAGGAUGAAGAGCCGGAGGCGAGCAGCCACGAUGAGCUGAGCCGUGAUGAACAGAGCGGGAAGCGGGCGGAGCCGAAGCUUCGGCAGACUCCGUUUUCCUGUAAGAUGUGCAGCAAGUCUUUCAGGCAGAAGGGAAGCCUGACCAAACACCUGCGGCUGCACGCCGGCGGGAACCCGUUCACCUGCGCCAGCUGCGGCCGCAGCUUCCGCAAACACUUCAGCCUCAUCGUCCACAUGAGGAUCCACACCGGGGAGAAACCUUUCCCCUGCCUCGUCUGCGGCAAGAGCUUCUGCCAGAGGGGAAACCUGAACGUCCACAUGCGCACGCACACCGGGGAGAAACCCUUCCCCUGUCUCACCUGCGGGAAACACUUCCAGAGGAAGAGCAACCUGACCGCCCACACCAGGAUUCACAAGAGGAACGCUGUGCGUUUCCAUGGCGGCUAUGAAGGCGGUCUGACUGGAGGAGGGGAGACGGAUGCUCUGCCCAUUUCCAACAUGGCCGCCCUCAGAAGGCGUGGCGUUCCUGCAGCUGUCAGUUCUUCCUCGUUGCUUCUGUGUUAACGCUGCUUCAUGUCUCUAACACAUUCAACUUGUACAGAAUCUCAGUUUUACGGUUUAACGUUGCAGAAACAAGAACUUCACAGUGAGUGUUUUAGGACAGUGGUGGAUAUGCGACUACUAAACAUAACUACGUUUCCAUCGUUUUUAUGCACAGUUGGACGCAUGGCAUCAGAACAGGUUGAUGGAAAUGUCAAAAUUCAAAAUAAUUAACUCAAUUUCAUAAAGUUUUCAUGUCUCUUCAGGUGAUUUAAGGCUUUUCCAAAAAAAGAUUUAAUGUGCUUAAUGAGGAUAAACUCUGCCAUCUGCUGGUGGGUCUGUGCCUCACCAGAAGCACGGAUCUGAAAUGUUUGCUCCAUCUUUAGCAUCAACAUCUGAUGAUUUAUGGAUCCUGGUUGAUUUUAAAAUUUCACUCAAAAUUCACAGGAAUUGGAUGAACGAUGAUGAUGUAACAAAAUACAACAGAUUUAAAUAUCAGCAAGUUUAGAACGUCAGACAGAUGUUAGAGAUCCUGGGUCCUUCAAACGGUCUGAGCUUUUUCAGUCCAUAUUUGGUCAUUUCCUUUUGUUCUGGCAUCUCUGGACCCGGCAGAACCUGGACAGGCCAGGCUGAAAGUCCAGCUUCACUGGGGUCAGAGGUCAAACAGCAGCACAGACUACACCACUUGGUGGUGAUUAGUGUUUAAUUCUAAUUGAACUGAAAUAUAUUUGUAUUUAUUUCCUUUAAUAUUUUUCUGGGAAUAUUUCAUGAUUUUGCAGUUUUAGGUUAUUUUUCUGAGGUGCAAUUCUUUAGUGAUUCUAUUAUACUUUAACUUUUAUGUUAUUCUCAUCAUCCUCAGUUAAGUUUUGAUGUUAUUUAUCUUUUUUAUGGAAAUCUAACCUUUAAAUCAUUUGAACAAACUCCUGCUGCUGUUUAACUGGGAACUGAAGCGUCAGAGUGGAAAAUGUUUCUGUCGCAACUUUUUUUAUUUAAAACAGAAGGUAUAACUUAGAAAUGUUAUGUUUUUAAUCUUGUGAAAAUACGAACGUUUUGUCAAUCAAAGGACAUUCUGCUCCUGAAUUUAUUUCUGUUUCUGCACAUCAACAUCAUUUAUUAUUCAUCUUAACAGUAAUAAUUCCUUACAGAUGGACAACCUGUACUGAAACACUGCUUGGUUAUGAACAGAAAUACAGAAACUUCAACGAUUGAAAAGUAGAAAUUACAGCCGAGAAGCAAAAUAAAUCAUGUUUAAUGCUC
Poeciliopsis prolifica (blackstripe livebearer) is the source of this 2366-nucleotide messenger RNA. Its product is annotated as zinc finger protein 41 homolog. NCBI's taxonomy places the organism in Eukaryota, Metazoa, Chordata, Actinopteri, Cyprinodontiformes, Poeciliidae. The record is from RefSeq and is a predicted model, not a curated record. The transcript has 2 exons. The coding region runs from base 102 to 1133 and encodes 343 amino acids. Gene Ontology annotation, cellular component: nucleus.